Molecule: messenger RNA, 2438 nt
Organism: Hyla sarda
Lineage: Eukaryota; Metazoa; Chordata; Amphibia; Anura; Hylidae
Product: C-type lectin domain family 4 member M-like
Exons: 6
Coding region: 55-909 (284 amino acids)
Source: RefSeq, a predicted model, not a curated record
AUUCGCCUUCACGUGAUUUGCACAGAAUAAGUGAAGCCGACACAGAACAUAAAGAUGGAGGGGGCAGUAUAUGCAGAUCUCAUGUUCCAGAGUCAUGAAGUUCGGGACCAAGAGACCCUGAGAAUGGACGACAGGGAGAAUAUGAAGGAAGACAUGAGUUGCACGUCCGAGAAGAACUUGGGAUCUCCCUUCCUCCGACGGCUCUUGGUGGGAUCACUACUGCUGGUCGUCGCCCUCUUCACUCUCACAGUCACGCUACUGUCUUACUAUUUGCCGGUGAGUUCUCAUCUGCGCAGUGCUGAGGCGGAGGCGGAGUCCCUACGCAGGAACAGCAGCCAUUGGUUGGAUGAGCGGGAAAUGGCGCAGAAUGACGCAUUUCAGAUGCAGAAGAACCUGUCCUCCGUACAGAGAGAAUACAGCAUCGUGCAUGACAUCUUGUUACCCCGCCUAUUGUAUAACCAGACCCAGCACCAGAGGGCGCUCCAGGCCAUAGAGAGGCAGCGCAAAGAUGUGAGGAGCGACCUGAGAAAGAUCCAAGAACAUUACGGAUCCUUGAGGAAGAGGAACAUUCUUAUUCCCCGGAGCAGCGAUCUGCUGAGGAACUGUAUAGCCUCAGAACAUGACUCAGCCAUGUUGUGCCCCUUUUGUCCCCCUGGGUGGACACUCUUUGAGACGUCCUGCUAUCUGCACUCUGCAGAAGAUGCUCGGAGCUGGGGGGAGAGUCUGCCCUGGUGCCGGGUACAAGGCGGGCACCUGGUGGUGAUUAAUGAUGAAGAAGAACAGAAUUUCCUGGAGAGUUUAGUAAAUGACACCAUCUGGAUCGGCCUCUCGGACUAUCAUAGAGAAGGGAACUGGCGCUGGGUGGAUGGGACACCGUACGAUUCAACAACAUGGUGCCUCCUCUGGUAACUCAUCCCCAAACGUGAAGUCCUGGAGGUGACCUGGGGACUUCAGGAGCUGGAUCUGGGCCAUCAGUGCCCCUCCCUGGUGACUGGUGCUGCUCUCAUCCCCCGAACCGCCAGAGCCACGGCCAGAUGACAUCGCCACUUGCCCUGCAGGGAGCCCACUGUAUGGGGUCAGAUGUUGCAGACCCCCGGGUGGAUUUGGCUCAACAUUAUCGGCCUCCGCAGCAUCUCCUUCCUCCUCCACCCUUGGCUGAAGCCCCCUCAGCCGUCUCUGCUUCUCUCUCUCCAUUGUAUGAAAGCGGUCUUCAUUUAAAAGUUUUUCCCUAAAUGGCCCGCUGCUCUCUAAAAUAAAAGUUCUCUUCUUCUCCAGUAUCCACUUGUAGUCCCACAACUUGCAGGGCCAGCCUUGCGGCUGCUCUUUGUCUCUAUGGGUUCAGGGGUGGCUGGAGAUGCAUCGCUGCACCUCCUGGCAGAGCGCCUUAACCCGGAGACCUCUGAUGCACUUCCUGACGCUGGUCCCUCCACACCUGGUCGCUGGCUCCCCCUGCCCCCCGCGGACCUGAUUCGGGGGGCAGGUGUUGGGGUUCUCCUCUCCUCGCUCAUGCCUGAACACACGCUCUCCCUCUGGGGAAGGAAGAACGUUGUCCGGCACAGAUGACACGGCAGAGCUCAGAGCGCACACACACCAAACAAUCCAGCAAACGACUUCCUCCACACUCAGCAGACUCACAGGAAGAUGCUCCCUCUAGUGGCCAGACUCCAGAGCUGUACUCACUAUUCUGCUGGUGGAGUCACUGUGUACAUACAUUACAUUACUUAUCCUGUACUGAUCCUGAGUUAUAUCCUGUAUUAUACUCCAGAGCUGUACUCACUAUUCUGCUGGUGGGGUCACUGUGUACAUACAUUACAUUACUUAUCCUGUACUGAUCCUGAGUUAUAUCCUGCAUUAUACUCCAGAGCUGUACUCACUAUUCUGCUGGUGAGGUCACUGUGUACAUACAUUACAUUACUUAUCCUGUACUGAUCCUGAGUUAUAUCCUGUAUUAUACUCCAGAGCUGUACUUCCUAUUCUGCUGGUGAGGUCACUGUGUACAUACAUUACAUUACUUAUCCUCUACUGAUCCUGAGUUAUAUCCUGUAUUAUACUCCAGAGCUGUACUCACAAUUCUGCUGGUGGGGUCACUGUGUACAUACAUUACAUUACUUAUCCUGUACUGAUCCUGAGUUAUAUCCUGUAUUAUACUCCAGAGCUGCACUCACUAUUCUGCUGGUGGAGUCCAUUUCUAUUGAUUUGACUUUUCUAUCAUUCACUGUAUUUGGUUGUCCACUAAUAGUCUGUAGCACCACCUAGAGGUGAGAAGUUGACCUGACGUGCUGACAAUUAUCCAACAUUGGGAACGUUCACCCUCCACUCUGUAAUAACAUGACUGACAUACUGUAUAUAGAGUGUGACACCGUAUUCAUGUCUAUAGCUGUUACUGGAUAUUAGAGCUGUGUAACCCCCAGCGUCCCACCUGUGACCCUUCCUCCUCC